AUGGGUGAACUGAGGGUUGCAAACACAAGGGUGCAUGAUUGGUUGAGACAAAUCCCACCUAAACACUGGGAUAUGAGUCAUUUCUCAGGAAGGGCAAAUUGUGACAUUUUGUUGAAUAACAUAUGUGAGUCCUUUAAUAGCAAGUUGGUAGAUGCUAGAGAUAAGCCAAUAAUAACAUGUGUUGAAUAUAUUAGAGAGUACAUGAUGAGAAGGAUAGUUGUUGUUCAGAAAGUCAUAGACAAGUGUGAUGGACCACUAACUCCAACAGCAGCCUUGAUUUUUGAUGCAAUUAAAAAGGAAGCAACCAAGUAUACUGUGAUAUUCAAUGGUGUGGAUCAGUAUGAAGUUAAAGGUCCAUGGCAGGACCAAACUGUUGUCAAUACAACUACAAAGAAAUGUAGUUGCAGAAAGUGGGAGUUGACUGGUAUUCCCUGCAAGCAUGCAGUUGCAGCAAUAUGGAAUAUGAAUGAUAAUGAUGAGCAGCCUGGGGAACCAGAAGAGUGGGUUCAUAGUGCAUAUAGAUUGGAAACUUGGAAGGAGGUAUAUAAACAUGUGUUGAAUCCAGUCACUGGUCCCUCCACAUGGCCAACAAGUGAUUGCACACUCAAAUUGUUACCCCCACAUCAUCAUACACAGGUUGGCAAGCCAACAAAGAAAAGGAAAAGAGCUGCUGAUGAGAAGGUAAAACAAUCAAGUGUUUCAGGAGGUAAACUUUCUAGAGUUGGGAAAACUGUCACAUGUUCAAAGUGUGGACAGAAAGGACAUAACCAAAGAAGAUGCAAAGGUCAAAGACCACCAGGUUCAAGUCAGCCAAACAAGAAACAAAAGAAAAGUAAACCUAAAGCUGGGGUGGGUGCAAGUCAGGCAAGUGCAGGUCAAGGUCAGGGAAGUCAAGCUAGGGCAGUUGUAAGUCAGGCUCAAGGAAGUCAAGUUAGGGCAGGUGCUAGUCAGGCUCAAGGAAGUCAACCAAGUCAGAGCUUUGGAACACAAGCAAGUCAACCAAUACCUGCUUCAGCUUAUAGAACCAAUACAAGUCCUAGGCUUAAUGUCAAACGAUUUGCUAGAGCCAAUUGAAGACUUAUGGUUCAAUUUAUAUGACUUUUCUGCAUUAUGUAAUUUGUGACUUAUGCUUCAGGUUAUGUGUUUGUUGAAACUUAUGACUUCUGGUGUGUGAUAUGACUUAUGGUAUGUAAUUUGUGGCUUAUGUAUGUUUAAUUAUGGUAUGUAAAAC
Erigeron canadensis is the source of this 1231-nucleotide messenger RNA. RefSeq lists its product as uncharacterized. Lineage: Eukaryota; Viridiplantae; Streptophyta; Magnoliopsida; Asterales; Asteraceae. Gene Ontology annotation, molecular function: zinc ion binding; nucleic acid binding. The record is from RefSeq and is a predicted model, not a curated record. Bases 1 to 1074 code for a protein of 357 amino acids. The transcript has 3 exons.